AUGAACCUAACCGUACUCAGUACCUUCAAUAACAAGACUUACAAUAGCACCCAAAACGUCCAACGGUCCGAAAAUUUAAAGAUUGCUCUCAUUGUAGUCACUAUCUUCUGCCUGUGUUUCUUCAUCUACUUCAUCGUAGUCCUUCUGAUGGUUUACUUCACGACUCCUCAUGUCCGGGAGAAUGCACGAUACAUCCUCUUUGCUCAUAUGCUCAUCAAUGACACAAUACACCUAAGCCUUGCGCUCUUCCUGUGUGUUGGCAUUGCAUUCUACUUAUAUAUUCCUGUACCUGUCUGUUAUGUUCUGGUGACCUGUGCCACAGCUACAUUCCGAAUCACUCCGUACAACUUGGCCUUCAUGGCCCUGGAACGAUAUGUGGCUAUUUGUUUCCCUCUCAGACACAUCAUGUUGUGUACAGCCCAGAGGACAUAUUUUGCUAUUGCAGCAAUGUGGUUUGUUGGGUUGGUUCCUAAUAUGGCUGAUCUGAUAGUCCUCAUUUCCUCUGUUGAGAAGAAAUAUUUCUCCCAGAAUCUACUGUGCCAGCAGCAGUCAUUGAUUGUUCUACCAGCUCAGAGCACCAUACAAUCCUCCAACAUACUUGUAAGUUUAAUUCUGGUGUCUUUGGUCAUUCUCUUCACCUACAUCAAGGUUAUGUUAAUAGCUCGAAAAACUGGUUCUGGGAAGUCUUCAGCCUCCAAGGCUGGUAGAACCGUGAUCCUUCAUGCAGUCCAGCUCUUUCUAUGUCUGCUCUCUCUGACCUCUUCAUUUUCAGAAUUAUACCGCGGAGAUUAUUUUCUCUUUGUGAUUAUGUUCAAUUUUUUGCUGUUCAUGUGUUUGCCGAGACUUCUCAGCCCUCUGAUUUAUGGCAUCCGAGAUGAAGUGUUCAGUAAAAGCAUUAAGAAGAUGUAUUCCACCAGCUAG
Molecule: messenger RNA, 921 nt
Organism: Nanorana parkeri
Lineage: Eukaryota; Metazoa; Chordata; Amphibia; Anura; Dicroglossidae
Product: olfactory receptor 51E1-like
Exons: 1
Coding region: 1-921 (306 amino acids)
Biological process (GO): G protein-coupled receptor signaling pathway
Cellular component (GO): membrane
Molecular function (GO): G protein-coupled receptor activity
Source: RefSeq, a predicted model, not a curated record